UGGCAGCAACGUAGCCGGGCAGCAAACUCACCCGAUAAAACUCUCGCAAAGUUUCGGCUCCAAGUUGGCCCCACUGUCGAUGCUUGUCGGCAGCGGAGGAGGAGGAGAAGAAGAACACGGCUCAGCUUCUCGCUCCCGGACAUUUUCUUGGUUGGAAGAGCAAAAAUUUCACCAUCGAAAGAUAUCUAUCAAAUGACCAUGGGUUUUGCUGGCAAGAAAUCCACAAAAGGACCAGUUUGCUGGCGAAGACGGGUUAAGUCUGAAUAUAUGCGUCUCCGACAGCUGAAGCGCUUUAGACGAGCUGACGAAGUUAAGAGCAUGUUUAGUGCAAAUCGCCAGAAAAUCAAAGAAAAAACAGAAAUAUUGAACCAGGAUUGGAAGCAGCACCGGAUACAACCUGUUCACAUUAUGACAGUGAGCACAAUGCGUGGUACAAGAGAGUGUGCUGUGGAGAGUGGAUUCCCUGAGUUUCCAAAACAGAUAAUCCCAUUGAAGACCUUGAAUGCAGUGGCCUCAAUCCCAGUUAUGUAUUCCUGGUCUCCUCUUCAGCAAAAUUUCAUGGUGGAAGAUGAAACUGUUUUGCAUAACAUUCCCUAUAUGGGUGAUGAAAUCUUGGAUCAAGAUGGGACUUUCAUUGAAGAACUCAUAAAAAACUAUGAUGGAAAAGUGCAUGGAGACAGAGAAUGUGGUUUUAUCAAUGAUGAGAUCUUUGUAGAGCUGGUAAAUGCUCUGACCCAGUACAGUGAUAAUGAAGAGGAUGAUGAAGACGAGGAGGAGGAUCAGGAGAAUAAAUCUGAGAAGACUGAUGGAAGUGAUAUCAAAGAAGAAAGUAAUGAGUCCAGAAAAGAUUAUCAGGAGAUCAAUAUGGAUGUUAAAGAAUGUGAUGAGGGGAGAAAAAAGCCCUGUGACAAGAUCUUUGAAGCAAUUUCAUCCAUGUUCCCAGAUAAAGGUACACCAGAGGAGCUGAAGGAAAAGUACAAAGAACUGACCGAGCAGCAGCUUCCUGGAGCACUUCCUCCUGAGUGCACACCAAAUAUUGAUGGACCAAAUGCUAAAUCAGUUCAACGUGAACAGAGCUUACAUUCUUUCCAUACUCUCUUCUGCAGACGUUGCUUCAAAUAUGAUUGUUUCCUGCAUCCUUUUCAUGCCACUCCUAAUACAUAUAAACGAAAAACUCCUGAGACCAGAGCAGAGACAGAACAAUGUGGACCAGAUUGUUGUUUGUUUCUGGAUGGAGCAAAAGAUUUUGCAGUGGCCUUAACAGCUGAGCGAAUAAAAACACCACCCAAACGUCCAGGUGGUCGUCGCAGAGGGCGCCAUCCAAAUGGCACAAGCCGACCCAGCACACCGACAAUAAACCCAUCUGAGGCGAAGGAUACAGAUAGUGACAGAGAGGCUGGGACAGAUACUGGUGGUGAGAUAAAUGACAAAGAUGAAGAAGACAAAAAGGAUGACACCACAAGCUCCUCUGAGGCAAACUCCAGAUGUCAAACUCCUAUUAAGAUGAAACUCACUUCUGAUCUUUCUGAUGUGGAGUGGAGUGGAGCCGAAGCCUCUUUGUUCAGAGUACUGCAUGGCACUUACUACAAUAACUUCUGUGCUAUAGCCAAGUUGUUAGGAACCAAAACAUGUGGACAGGUAUACGAGUUUGCGGUGAAGGAAUCUAAUAUUAUUGCUCGUGUCCCCGCGGAGGAUGCUGAUACGCCUCCAAGAAAAAAGAAGAGAAAGCAUAGGUUGUGGGCAGCGCACUGUAGAAAAAUACAACUGAAGAAAGAUGGUUCAUCCAAUCAUGUUUACAACUACCAGCCUUGUGAUCACCCACGUCAGCCCUGUGACAGCUCUUGUCCUUGUGUCAUGGCUCAAAACUUCUGUGAAAAGUUCUGUCAGUGCAGCUCUGAAUGUCAGAACAGAUUCCCUGGCUGUCGUUGCAAGGCACAAUGUAACACCAAGCAAUGUCCUUGUUACCUUGCUGUACGUGAGUGUGAUCCUGACUUGUGUCAAACCUGUGGAGCUGCUGAUCAUUGGGAUAGUAAGAAUGUGUCCUGCAAAAACUGCAGCAUCCAGAGGGGAUCCAAAAAGCAUUUACUGCUAGCUCCAUCUGAUGUGGCUGGAUGGGGCAUCUUCAUCAAAGAGCCAGUACAGAAAAAUGAAUUCAUCUCUGAAUAUUGUGGAGAGAUUAUAUCCCAGGAUGAAGCUGAUCGCCGUGGCAAAGUUUAUGACAAAUAUAUGUGCAGCUUCCUGUUCAACCUGAAUAAUGACUUUGUUGUUGAUGCAACACGCAAAGGUAACAAAAUACGUUUUGCAAACCAUUCUGUCAAUCCCAACUGUUAUGCCAAAGUAAUGAUGGUUAAUGGAGACCAUCGAAUAGGCAUAUUUGCCAAAAGAGCAAUCCAGACUGGUGAGGAGUUAUUCUUUGACUACAGGUACAGUCAAGCCGAUGCCCUGAAAUAUGUUGGUAUAGAAAGAGAGAUGGAAAUCCCCUGAAAUUAAAUUGCCUCAGUUCAAAGUAUAGGCAGCUGAUUUUGUAUUUCAGGAUUUAUGUACUGUAUGCAGACAUUUGAAACAACUCUGGUUGAUUUAAAAACUACUGUGACAAUAAUUUAUACUGUAAAAAAAAGCUUUUUAUCUUUUCAAAAGCUGCCAGUUUUUAUAUGUGUACUUUUGCUAUACACCAUGUGGUGAGCUGUUGGUGCAAUUAUACUAUCAAUCAAUCAAUUAAAAAAACUUGAAUUUUAAUGUGACUUGAAAUUUUUGAACUUCACUAUUCUCAGACAAGGUCAAAAUAAUCAAUGGCUUACAAGAUGGAAUGAGUUCUGUCCUAUGAGCAAGGAGUCCUGGAAUAGACAACAGUAUCUGAUGAUCAACUAGGAUUCUGGGGUGAUAGUAGUGACAUGGAUACUUGCACAAGAUGCCUUCCAUAGAAUAUUCCAGGACCCAGUCAAGUGUGUAGCCAUACCUACCAGAGGAAAUUGCCCAUUUUAAAUGAUGAUCCAAAUAACUACUUGUAACAAGUCUAGUAAUAGUUAUGCAUUCCAUGUAAGCUCUACAGAAAAUCCUGGCUAAAUGACCAUCCACCUUUAAAAGCUUGUGUCAUAUAUAGUCCAUAAACUCUUGGUUGAAAAAGAGGCAUGUGAAACUCUAGAGCAGUAAAGAUACGACCACAGUUACAAUGUUAAUAUUGAAACUAGUUGUGCUAUUAACAUGACAAUUGGAUUCAAACAGCAAGAAUCCAACUUGAAGCUUUCUCCUAUUAGAAACUUUUAACAGACAAUCCUCUGCAGGUUCAGUCAGCACUUUGUGAUUAAAAUAACAAAAGGCAUGAACUUGUGAACCCAAUGAUGUAAUUUAAAAGUGAGGGAAUGUGAGAUUCCUGGUGUCCAAGAGGGUUAUCUACACCUGGGGAAAGAAACACUUUGAAUGUAGAUCUGAUAUUUAGAUGUAGAGUAGAGGGAGCUGCAUAAAAUUGAUUUUUUUUGCAGUAGCAAAUGAAAACAUUCUUAAGAUUUGGCUCCAAGUAAUUACAGAAAGUUGAAUAAGGUACAUUGUGCAAAUGUUUUAAAUGUAAUGAAGAUAAAUUACAUUUUGUUUGAAUGGCAUUCAGAUCACUGACUGCCAGC
Molecule: messenger RNA, 3617 nt
Organism: Pristis pectinata (smalltooth sawfish)
Lineage: Eukaryota; Metazoa; Chordata; Chondrichthyes; Rhinopristiformes; Pristidae
Gene: ezh2
Product: enhancer of zeste 2 polycomb repressive complex 2 subunit
Exons: 20
Coding region: 193-2484 (763 amino acids)
Biological process (GO): chromatin remodeling
Molecular function (GO): protein binding; histone H3K27 methyltransferase activity
Source: RefSeq, a predicted model, not a curated record